UUCCUUGUACCUUCCCCAUUUAAUCUCACUUGCUUCACUCACAAGUGCUUUCUUUCUUUCUUUUUUCUUUUUUUGGUCAACUUGCUGUAUCUCAGAACAAGCAUAGAAGCUAAAAGACUUUAGGUGUGUCUUCCUUUAAGGGAAAGAAGAGAGGGGAGGCCGAGAACACACCGAGGAGAACCCUUCCCAACUUCCGCCUGUUUGAGAGAAACGUAAGACCAGAGUUCAAAAUUCAGGCAAACAUCUCUGAACCAACACAGGAAAACCCUCCACAACAACAUAAAUAGGCAAGAGAAAACUAUUGACUGCAAAACCCGGGUGGAAAUACAGGAACUCUGCUGUGAUGAGAUUCUGCUUCUUCCUCCUCAUUUUGUGGCCUGGGAUACUUGGCGACGUUCUUCGGCUAGACAAAAUGUAUGGGAGGAUCGCCUCGCCGGACUUCCCCAACGUCUAUCCUAACAGCAAGGAGAGGAUAUGGAAUAUCACUCUGCCGCAGGGCUAUGUCGUCCGCAUCUAUUUCACUCACUUCAACCUGGAGCUGUCUUACCAGUGCGAAUACGACUAUGUCAAACUGAACUCAGGAGGUAAGGUCGUGGCCACACUCUGCGGGCAAGAGAGCACUGACACCGAGGAGGCCCCCGGGAAAAAGAUAUACCGCUCCGUUGAUAACAAUUUAGCGGUGACUUUCAGAUCGGAUUACUCCAACGAGAAACAGUUCACUGGCUUUGAGGCCUUCUACGCUGCUGAAGACAUUGAUGAGUGUGAAGGGCAGCUUGACGGCGAGUUGCCUUGUGAUCACAACUGUCACAACUACCUGGGCGGCUUUUAUUGCAGUUGCAAAAUUGGCUACCUUCUACACAGGGACAAGAAGACUUGCAAAGCGGACUGUCCGAUUCAGGUGUUGACAGCAAGAACGGGUGUGAUCUCCAGCCCCAAUUAUCCCAACCCGUAUCCUAAAAUAUCCGAGUGCAGCUAUAGCAUCCGGGUAGAAGAUGGUUUCAUGGUCAUCCUAGAAUUUGUGGGAACCUUUGAUGUGGAAGACCAUCCAGAAGUGCUGUGUCCCUAUGACAUCCUGAAGGUGAAGACCCCCAAGAAAGAAUACGGGCCGUUCUGUGGAAAUUCCCCACCACCCAAAAUUGAAACGCGUAGCAAUACGGUUGAUAUCACGUUCGUCACUGACAUUUCUGGGGUUCACACCGGAUGGAAGCUCAGAUAUGACACAACAGCUUUGCCAUGUCCCAACCCUCAAGCACCACCCAACGGCCGAAUCUCUCCAGUGCAGGCAAAAUAUAUUCUGAAAGACUUCUACAGCCUGUCUUGCAACGUGGGCUACGCGCUUUUGGAAAACAAACUGAUUUUGGGAUCAUUCAAAGCAAUCUGUCAAAAGGACGGUACCUGGAACAAGGCAAUGGCCCAAUGCACCAUUGUUGACUGCGGCCCUGCCAAUGACAUAGCCAAUGGCACACUCGUAUAUGUCACCGGAAGAGACAUUUCCACCUAUCAAGCUGAAAUCAAAUAUAACUGUGAAAGCCCCUUCUACGCCCUGAAAACCGGCCACUCUGGUAAUUACCGGUGUGCCUCUGAUGGUUUCUGGAAGGAUCACAAGGGAAACAAAGCACCUCCGGUCUGUGAACCAGUCUGUGGAGUGCAAACGUCUAACACUUUGAAGCGUAUCUUUGGGGGGCAGAAGGCUCUUCCCGGCCAAUUCCCUUGGCAGGUUUUAAUCACGGACGUGCACGGAGCAAAUGGGGCUGGAGCCCUUUUAUACGAUAACUGGAUCUUAACAGCCGCUCACGUCCUGGGCAGCCCACCUGAUGCGUCCUCCCUGACUUUGAAAUUGGGGCUCCUAAACAAACGUUCCCCUCAUUACCACCAAGCCUGGGCAGAAUCAGUUUUUGUCCACGGCGGCUUCACAAACGAUGGCCUCAAUUUUAACAACGACAUCGCUUUGAUUAAACUGAAACACAAAGUCCCCGUUAACAAAAACAUCACUCCGAUUUGCUUGCCGGGAUACAACCCCGGCUUCCGCGUGAACACAAACGACACUGGAAUAAUUGCCGGCUGGGGAAAAACGGAACGGGCCCGGCAGUCCCGUUUCUUGUUGUAUACCGAGGUAGAUGUUGUCGAGCCGAACAAGUGCAAAGCUGCCUACGCAAACCGGACUUUGGGAGGAAGGCAACUCAGUCUGACGGAAAAUAUGCUCUGCGCAGGAACUGAGAUGGGGGGGAAGGAUUCUUGCUAUGGGGACAGCGGAGGAGCCUUGGUGUUUUACGAUACUAAGGCCAGGAGGUGGUUUGUCGGGGGUGUGGUCUCCUGGGGUCUGGAAUGUGGUUCUGCUGGGCUCUAUGGGGUCUACACAAAGGUGUCCAAUUAUAUGUCAUGGAUGGGGGACCUAAUUGCACGCCAUUCUUGAUCGGGUUUUGUCGUGUUUUUCAAUAAAGCAUAGAUCACAAUUA
Molecule: messenger RNA, 2456 nt
Organism: Pantherophis guttatus
Lineage: Eukaryota; Metazoa; Chordata; Lepidosauria; Squamata; Colubridae
Gene: MASP2
Product: MBL associated serine protease 2
Biological process (GO): complement activation; proteolysis
Cellular component (GO): extracellular region
Molecular function (GO): serine-type endopeptidase activity; calcium ion binding
Source: RefSeq, a predicted model, not a curated record